AUGAAUUUAACGAAGUUAUCCCUGAACACUUCCGUUGUCACCAAGUACGUGAGGCGCGAACACCCAAAUUUCAAAGCCGAGAUUAUCAAGGCCAACACCACGGGGUCCUUGCUGAACUACGUGCGCCACCCCUCGGAACAUAUCUACGGAAGGCUAUUGUGGGUUGCAUGA
Messenger RNA from Phytophthora sojae, 171 nucleotides. RefSeq lists its product as hypothetical. The record is from RefSeq and is a predicted model, not a curated record. The coding region runs from base 1 to 171 and encodes 56 amino acids. Lineage: Eukaryota; Oomycota; Peronosporomycetes; Peronosporales; Peronosporaceae. The transcript has a single exon.